AUCAUGGCCGACGUCGAAGUGAGCACGCGAGCUUACUCGAAACUCUUUCUUCACGCUUCAAAAUACCCUCACUGCUCAGUAAAUGGCGUUCUUUUGGCAGAAAAACCAAAACAGAAGGAAACAAAGACCUUGAAAUUUGUAGACUGCAUACCUUUUUUCCAUCUCUCGCUUAGUUUAGCGCCGAUGUUGGAGGUGGCCCUCACACAGGUUGAUUCAUAUUGUAAAAGCAAAGGUCUGGUGAUAGCUGGUUAUUAUCAAGCGAAUGACUAUUUCAGGGACCCAAACCUAAAUGCCAUUGCGCUGAGAAUAGGAGACAAAAUCAGAGAGCAUUUCCCAGAGGCAUUAAUAUUUAUGAUUGAUAAUAGAAAGAUGAGUGGUGAUUGUGAGGAGGUAGUCUACAGAAUACACCAGAACCAAGACGGAAAAUGGAAACAGUUAGAAAAUGUUAAAUAUAUAGACACAUUGGAGCCAAACGCAUUGGAAGCCACGAGCACGUUGUUCGAUUCAAAAGCCCACAGUAUUCUCACCGAUUUCGAUAACCAUUUAGACGACAUCACCAAGGACUGGAGAAAUGUGGACAUUAAUUCACAUCUCGAGCAUUUGUCCUAGUUUAUCACGAUAAACCUCGCCAUGUGUUUAACAUGUAUUUGUAAAUCACUGGGUGUGUUUGAGGGGAUUUGAUAUUUUAACUGGUAUAUGUUCGAAUUGACACUUUCUCUGAGUGUGGUGCCACUGGUGGCAUACUGGUUAUGGUGUCUGACUCUCAAUCCAGUGUCGUUGGUUCAAAUCCAUGUCUCAUUGCCUCUUUGUCCUUCACAGGUCGAAUUCUGGUGAGAGCUGAAAUGACACCAACCAUUUGAUAAUCCGGAGUGCCUCUGUGGAGACCAAUAGUACUGACAGUUGUGUCUUUAGUAAAGACACUGGUCGGUAAAAGUGUUAUAUAAAAAUCGCCAUUACAUUGCUUGGUGCAUUGAAACUGGUUGGAUGUUGGGUCCCUUUUGGAGUUUGUUGUCUGUUAUCUUGCCAAUAUAUAACAUCUGAGUGAGAGACACAGACUAUAUCUUUCUUCUUCUAAAAAGAAUUUGACAUUUGAAUCUGAGAAAAACUUAUGCCUUUGUGUAAUGUAGGGUAACCUUUUGGUUUGAGUCUGAUUACCCAUGCACCACUCUCCUCACUACCUACUUGGUUGUAAUAAUGUAAAAUUGGGGCUUGAAAAGCUAUUUCAAAUAAUUGUCUGUAAAUUUAUUUCUGUUAGAAUAUUUAUGUGUCUGGUGGGAUGAAAUAAGUGUUGAUUGCAUCAUUUGGCAAUUUUUUCUUGAAUAUUGUAUUCACUUGAUAAAUGAGUAUAUGGUUGCUCCAAGAGAAAUGAAUUGCAGUAAAAACUCUCGGAAGAUAGAUUAGCCCUACAUUGUUCGUUGGAUGUAUUCUUGAAUUUCUAUUGCGUCUACAUUGUAGGGUAUUGGAAGUGUUCCUUUCUCCCAAGUUCAUUGGGCUGUACGGGUAGGGCCUAUUAUUUGACGCCCUCUAUCUAGUUGGAGAACUUUGCAAUAUUCCUUGACCUUUUUCACUUCUUUAUUUAUGAAUUUGUAACUUUCAAGUCGUGGGCCAUUUAUAUUAGAGUUUGAAACAAGAUUGUGAAAUAAAAAGAAAAGUUCAUGCCUUGUUCUUGAAUGAUACGUGUUGUCUUGUUCAAAUUUGGCUGUACCAAAUCUUGAGGUUUUAAGAAGGAAUUGGGGAGAGCAAACAGUGAUUACUAUCUGGUUCUGUUUCUCAAUAUCGGGCUUUGAUUUGGGUGAGACUUGGCAGAAAUUUGAAAAAUUGUGAUUGCAGGGAAACAGACUGAACAAGCUUUAAUUUCCCGCAAAUACAGGCUGCUUACUGCUCCCCAGUCACACUCGAAUUCUAAUGUGAUUUGCCCGAAUUGCUGUCGUUUCACACCUAAGCUGUUUUCCCCCUAUGUACUUGGUAGUUCUGCCCCCGAUGUUAAAAAAUUAACUUUAGGACCAAAGAGAUUUGAACAUUGUUGGGGACAGUUCAAAACCUGACAAUUAUAAGUUUGCUCUGUAAUCUGUCGAAAGAGUUGUGAAACCACCACCAUGACAGGUAUCUCUAUUUGAGUAAUAUAUCAUUUGAAAAGCAGCAAACAAGUCCAAAGAAGCAUGAGGUGGACUUAGACGGCUGAACAACCAUGGGGCAAAAAGGCUAGGGGAUGAAAUGACUGUACUAAUUGUAGUUCAUGUACUUUGUACUUUCAAAAACCAUUCUUUCGGCCAAAAUGCAUGGCUAUACUAAGCUGUAAAUAAAGCAUUAGUAUCAAAGGA
Lineus longissimus is the source of this 2321-nucleotide messenger RNA. Its product is annotated as ER membrane protein complex subunit 8-like. The coding region runs from base 4 to 609 and encodes 201 amino acids. Lineage: Eukaryota; Metazoa; Nemertea; Pilidiophora; Heteronemertea; Lineidae. The transcript has 5 exons. The record is from RefSeq and is a predicted model, not a curated record. Gene Ontology annotation, cellular component: EMC complex.